Molecule: messenger RNA, 1934 nt
Organism: Prosopis cineraria
Lineage: Eukaryota; Viridiplantae; Streptophyta; Magnoliopsida; Fabales; Fabaceae
Exons: 16
Coding region: 455-1660 (401 amino acids)
Source: RefSeq, a predicted model, not a curated record
UCGUCUUUAGGUGCAAAUAAUGGACACGAGUACAAGGGAGGAAAAGGGUAGGUGUCAUUGAACUGUUUUUAAUUUGGCCAUCUGGUAACCAAACUAUGCCCUUCAACCCAAAAGCCAUAGCUAAGCCGCGCAUGCACUUAGAGAGUCUCUCUGUCUCUGUCUCUCUCUCCCCUCCUUUAAACGUGGCUUUUCCGACUCCUGCGUUCUGUGGACUCUUUCUUACUCAGCCUUAGAGGAGGCCAUUUCUCAUCUUGCCCUCUUCUCUGUCGGGUUGUUUCUGCCUGGCUUUCACACUCUCUGAAACUUGUGAUUCGUGUCGUAUCGGCGACGCUGUCGUUUUGGAUCGUUCGAGCUCUCUGUUUCCUGCUGGGUUCAGCUGCCACGCUUCCUUGUCUAUGUGGGAUUGUAAUGAAUAUAAAUAAAAGAUUCAGUUUUCUAUGAAGCCAAUCAAAUCAUGGAGGUGGUGACUAGAAAAAAGAGUGGCUUGUCUGAUGGGCAGGGAAAAUCAAGCUUCAAGAUGAAACAGUUGCCUUUUAUGGCAAUUCUGUGUACAGUGAUGUUGUUUAUUGUGUAUAGAACUACAAAGUAUCAAUAUCAUGAAGUAGAGAUAGACAGAAAGUGGAGUCUUUGGGGAGAAACAAAGGGUUAUCCUGCAGCUUCUGAAAAGUUGAAAGGCUUGCCACAAGGUAUUAGACAGGCUACUUCAGAUCUUGAGUUAAGACCUUUAUGGUCGAGAAGUAGUUCUAGGUCAAAGGUUAGUGAUUACUCCAAUCGGAACUUGCUGGCAAUUCCAGUUGGUAUUAAGCAAAAGCAGAAUGUCAAUGUGAUGGUGCGAAAGUUUCUUCGAGCAAAUUUUACAAUCAUUUUGUUCCAUUAUGAUGGUAACGUGAAUGGAUGGUGGGAUCUCAAUUGGAGUAGCAAGGCUAUACACAUAGCUGCUCAUAACCAAACAAAAUGGUGGUUCGCAAAAAGAUUUCUACAUCCAGAUAUAGUUUCUAUUUAUGAUUAUAUAUUUCUCUGGGAUGAAGAUUUAGGGGUAGAGCAUUUUUCCCCCUCAAGAUACCUUGAAAUUAUAAAAGAUGAAGGAUUGGAAAUUUCUCAACCAGCUCUUGACCCGAAUUCAACAGAGAUACAUCAUAGAAUUACUAUUAGAGCAAGAACCAAGAAAGUUCAUAGGAGGGUAUAUGAACUCAGAGGCAGUACAAAGUGUUCAGAUGCCAGUGAAGGGCCACCAUGCACUGGGUUUGUGGAAGGCAUGGCUCCUGUUUUCUCUCGAUCUGCUUGGUGUUGUGCUUGGCAUCUUAUUCAGAAUGACCUUGUUCAUGGAUGGGGAAUGGAUAUGAAACUAGGAUAUUGCGCACAGGGGGAUCGCACGAAAAACGUUGGAGUUGUUGAUAGUGUAUUUGUGGUUCACAAGGGAAUACAAACUUUGGGUGGGGAUGGUCAUGAUAGCACCAAGGAAUCGGAUUCAAGAAAGCUAACCAAGAAACACAGUUCAUCACCUCUUGAUACGCGAGGCGAGAUACGAAGGCAGUCAACAUGGGAACUGGAAAUCUUUAAAAAGCGAUGGAACCAAGCUGUAGCUGAGGACAGAAACUGGGUUGAUCCGUUUAAGAGUAAGAAGAGACUCGUGAGAAGAAGACGCAGCCAGCAGCGAUGACGUUUGCAACUUGUUUAAGCUAUCAGCUUCACUUCACAGGCAUUAACUCACACAUAUAUAUAGACUAUAGGUAUAGUUUAGUUGGUGUAGCUCGCAAUGAAAUUUCAAUUCAUUCAAUUCUUGGAGAGAAAAAUCACAUUUUUGAUUUUAAUUGUUUUUGCUUUUAGCAUCCCUCUUCCUCUGUGAUGCUAUAUAAUGGUCAUCGUAGAUGCAGCCUCAUUAUAAUGGAAACGUUUUGCCACGUCUUUAUGCUAUAAAAGUGCUUUUUGUUGGA